UACCUAAUUUAUGUAUUUUUUACCAGAAGGAAAAUCCAUGGCAACGGCCUUUGACUGCAAGUACAUAGAGACAUCUGUGGGCAUCAACCACAACGUGGACGAGCUGCUGGUCGGUAUUUUGACGCAGAUCCGGCUGAAGCUCGAGAAUCCCGAGAGAUCGCGCGACCUGUUCAGAAAGCGCAGUUCGUCCAAGAAGAACCUAAACAGGAACAAGUCGCCGGCUUCCGGAACGGCCACGCCUACUAGCGGCAGCGCUCAAAAUUCACCCAAAAAAUACAGAGGAAGUCGAACGUCAGCCAGUUUGAAAGUUCGCAGUUUAUUAAGCAAGUGCAUAAGGAGAGACAGCAAAUCCAAAUCCUGUGAGAACCCUCCACGUUCUUUAAGCCAGUUUCAUUAUAAGAUGAUCCGUCGCGAUCCUAGUCCAUCCUAA
Molecule: messenger RNA, 430 nt
Organism: Sitophilus oryzae (rice weevil)
Lineage: Eukaryota; Metazoa; Arthropoda; Insecta; Coleoptera; Curculionidae
Product: GTP-binding protein REM 1-like
Exons: 2
Coding region: 11-430 (139 amino acids)
Cellular component (GO): plasma membrane
Molecular function (GO): calcium channel regulator activity; GTP binding
Source: RefSeq, a predicted model, not a curated record